AUGCGAGUUCAGGGUCCUCCUCCUUCUCACCGAAAGUGUUGUUCUACCUGCUCCCCAUCUUUUCAUCCCGCCAUUCUGUACCACGCUUCACGCGCGCACACUGCCACCAUGAGCGCUCCGAAUGAAAGUAUCGUCACAUCUGCCUUAGCACUACCCUCCGCCGAAAGCAGCUCGACCGCACCCCCCACGGCAUCCAACACAACCCUCGUCGACGCAUCGGGUGCACCAUCAGCGGUGACCACAGACAAAUUGACGGUCACGGACGCAGACGUUGCAGAUGCUGGCGCGUUGAGGUCACAAGCUUCUGAAGCUGUUGUGACUGGACUGACACCGGAUCAAGUGAUGCAGGAGCUGAAGGAGAACGGAUACGUGGAUCAGCUGCGACGUCGGAUGUACGAUGCUUUCUUGGCUAACGAGAAACCUUCGAUCGGCCCCACUGCUGUCGCUAACCCUGUUCAGUCCACAAGCGGUGUCUCUAGCAGUACCAUCCCAGUCACUGCUGCUUCUACGAUCAGCGCGUCUCCCGCUGAUGACUCGCUACCAGCACCAACCCUCACUCAAUCCAUAGCCGCUCCUCCAACCAUCAUCCCACCCCACACCAACGCCCAUUCUUCCUCUUUGGACAUCGGAACCAAACCCCCCUUCCUCGCCCACCUCUCUGCCCUCCUUUCAGACCACAUCACCUCCGACCACGGCAACCUACGUCUCCUCCUACCAAGAGAGCAGCAGAAUUCCCUCCUCAACAGCCUCGAUUCCGCAACCGUACACCAUCCCCACAGAAACAUUUUGGGCGAUGCUACAAUCUACGAAUUGCUCGUCAAACACGUCGUCACAGCCGCGAGUGGAGAAGAAGAAGAAGAACAAGGUACGGGAGGUAUGCUGGAUAGAGACGAGGGUUGGGUGGGGAAAGAGGCGAAUGCGAGGGUGAAGGAGGUGAUCAGGGAAAUGAUGGUGAGAUCGAGUGCGAAGGAAGGCGAUGAUGAUGAGGGAGAUGAGGAUGAGGAUGAAGAUGAGGAAGACGAGGAUGGUGAGGAACGACAAGGAGCGGACACAGCCACACAGCCACCACACAGCUCCCCACUGGACCCUACCCAACCAUCAUCAUCAGUUUCAACCACCGACAUGGAGCAAGACUAG
This is a messenger RNA of Pseudozyma hubeiensis SY62, 1137 nucleotides long. RefSeq lists its product as hypothetical. NCBI's taxonomy places the organism in Eukaryota, Fungi, Basidiomycota, Ustilaginomycetes, Ustilaginales, Ustilaginaceae. The transcript has a single exon. The record is from RefSeq and is a predicted model, not a curated record. Bases 1 to 1137 code for a protein of 378 amino acids.